Molecule: messenger RNA, 1044 nt
Organism: Diaporthe citri
Lineage: Eukaryota; Fungi; Ascomycota; Sordariomycetes; Diaporthales; Diaporthaceae
Exons: 2
Coding region: 1-1044 (347 amino acids)
Source: RefSeq, a predicted model, not a curated record
AUGGCCACCUACACCCAGCUGCACCACUUCGAGCUCGACCUGAGCGCCGCUUGUUACCCAAACUCGAUAUCCGGCCGACUCAACGAUGUCGUUCCAGUCCUGAAAACAAGCACGGCCUUCUUCACAUUUCUCAGAGCAAACCUCGCUCUCCAACCAUCCGCCAUGUCCAACGUCUCCACACCAUUGCUUGAGCCCGUGGGCGUCAACCAAGGUCUGGCACCACAACCGUCCUCAUCGCCGCUCGCAAAGCAUGUCACCCACGCGAACGAGGAGUCAUCACCACAACCGCAGACCAACCUGGACGACAUCCCGCCACUGUCCCUGGACGUCCUCACCACCCGCAACGACAAGGUCGAGGCGCUCAAGCUCGUCGCCGACUCCAUCGCCCAGCAGCGCCAGCGCGCCUCACUGGGCCUCGUCUUCCACCCCCUUCUCCUUUCCGGCCUGGUCGCGUCCCUGGCGCUCACCUACCAGGUCGCCUGGGCCAGGAAACCCCAGCCCCAGCGGGACGUCGGCAUCGCCAUGACCCUCUUCGCGGGCGUGGUCAUGGCCUACCUGCUGGCCAUCCGCUUCGCGACGUCGGGCUACAUCCAGAUCGCCGAGUCCCUGGGGUGGGACUGGCUCGUGUCGCCCGACACGGGCGACGAGGACGUCGUCGUCGGCACCAGGUUCGGCUCCGAGCUCGUCGGCGCUCUGGUCCUGCGGCUCGAGCCUGGCAGCGGGCCCGCGGGCGGCCACCACGCGAGGAAGAGGAGGGGCGGCCAGAACGGCCUCCGCGGCGGCAAGGGCGUCAUCCGCGCGUGGACGACAAAGCUCCGGUACCGCGGCAAGGGCGUCGGCGCCGACAUGCUCCAGGAGGCGGUCAGGGUCACGCGCGAGAGGUGCGGCAGGGACGCAGAGGUCGGGUUCGCCGCCGAGCAUGCCAACAGCCGCAUGGUGCUGCCCGAGAUGUUCAACAAGCCCUUCCGCAACGGCGAGAGGAAGGCAGCCGGGGCGCUGGAGAAGGUCCUGGGCGAGUGGGAGGGGGGUAGGAGGAAGAGGUGA